AUGGAAGGAGAGGGAGAGAGUUCACUCGCUUCAUUUACUAGUGCAAUGAAUCUUACUAAGUCAGGAGCACUUCAUGUGCCUGAUCGUUAUGUUCUUCCUCCAUCUUACAGGCCAACAUCUGGUCUGAGCCCCUCUAUCACCCUUCCCAUUGUUGACCUUUCCUCUAUAUACCAUUCAUCUCUUCGGUCUCAUGUUAUAAAUGAGAUACAAAGUGCUUGUAAGAAAUUUGGAUUCUUUCAGGUGAUAAAUCACGGAAUCCCUCUUCCUGCAAUGAAAGAUGCUUUAGAUGCUGCUGUGGGCUUCUUUGACUUGCCUCUCCAGGAGAAGAUGCUUCUGAUAUCAGAUAACGUGCAUGCCCCUGUAAGGUACGGCACCAGCUUAAAUCAUUCAAAGGACAAAGUUCAUUUUUGGAGAGACUUCAUCAAGCACUACUCUCAUCCCCUCCCAGAGUGGGUCCAUCUAUGGCCUGCAAAUCCUCCAGGUUACAGGGAGAAGAUGGGAAACUAUGCAACAGCUUUGCAAAAUUUACAGAAACAACUGAUGGAAGUUGUUCUAGAAAGCUUAGGGCUGAACCCUAAUUACUUACGAAAUGAAAUCAAAGAAGGAUCACACGUGAUGGCCAUAAAUUGCUAUCCAGCAUGUCCUGAACCAGAGCUUGCAUUAGGGAUGCCACCACACUCAGACUAUGGAUCGCUGACAAUUUUACUUCAGAGCUGCACUGGUCUACAGAUCAUGGACCAGAACAAGAACUGGUUCUCAGUUCCAGUGACAGAAGGAGCACUAAUAGUUCAGUUGGGAGAUCAGCUAGAAGUAUUGAGCAAUGGCAAAUAUAAGAGUGUGGUUCACCGAGCCACUGUUACCUCCGACAAGAGACGAAUUUCAAUAGCAAGCCUUCACAGUCUAGCUAUAAAGGAGAAAAUGGCGCCAGCAGCAGAGCUUGUAGACAAACAGCACCCAGCAUUGUACAAAGAGUUCAGUUUCGAAGAUUUUCUUGAUUUUAUCUCAAAUAAUGAUAUACUACAGGGAAGAUUUCUAGAUACACUGAAGAAGAAUCCAUGAAAAGCAGGUGCACUAGGGGUCCGGGCAUUAUCUAUAUCUGUUUAUUGUAUUAUGGCACGUGCUAGUUUUGUUAAAAGACUUUAUAAAGUCUACUGAACGUGCAUGUUUAGACAAUAAUGCAUGAAGUUGAAGAAGAUAACUUAAAUGAAAUCAUUCAUGCCAAUUCCGUUAUCUGUGUUCAA
Messenger RNA from Ricinus communis (castor bean), 1241 nucleotides. Its product is annotated as flavanone 3-dioxygenase 3. The record is from RefSeq and is a predicted model, not a curated record. Lineage: Eukaryota; Viridiplantae; Streptophyta; Magnoliopsida; Malpighiales; Euphorbiaceae. The coding region runs from base 1 to 1059 and encodes 352 amino acids. The transcript has 3 exons.